Messenger RNA from Zonotrichia leucophrys gambelii, 933 nucleotides. RefSeq names its product olfactory receptor 14I1-like. Gene Ontology annotation, biological process: G protein-coupled receptor signaling pathway. Gene Ontology annotation, molecular function: olfactory receptor activity; G protein-coupled receptor activity; odorant binding. Gene Ontology annotation, cellular component: membrane. The transcript has a single exon. Lineage: Eukaryota; Metazoa; Chordata; Aves; Passeriformes; Passerellidae. Bases 1 to 933 code for a protein of 310 amino acids. The record is from RefSeq and is a predicted model, not a curated record.
AUGUCCAACAGCAGCUCCAUCAGCCACUUCCUCCUGCUGGCACUGGCAGACACACGGCAGCUGCAGCUCCUGCACUUCUGCCUCUUGCUGGGCAUCUCCCUGGCUGCCCUCCUGGGCAACGGCCUCAUCAUCAGCGCCGUAGCCUGCGACAACCACCUGCACACGCCCAUGUUCUUCUUCCUGCUCAACCUGGCCCUCACUGACCUGGGCUCCAUCUGCACCACUCUCCCCAAAGCCAUGCACAAUUCCCUCUGGGACACCAGGAACAUCUCCUACACUGGAUGUGCUUCUCAGGUCUUUUUUUUGGUUUUCUGUGCUCUAACAGAGUAUUUCCUCCUGACCAUCAUGUGCUACGACCGCUAUGUGUCCAUCUGCAAACCCCUGCACUACGGGAUCCUCCUGGGCAGCAGAGCUUGUGCCCACAUGGCAGCAGCUGCCUGGGCCAGUGGAUUUCUCUAUUCACUGCUGCACACAGCCAAUACAUUUUCCCUGCCUCUGUGCCAUGGCAAUGCCCUGGGCCAGUUCUUCUGUGACAUCCCCCACAUCCUCAAGCUCUCCUGCUCCAAAUCCUACCUCAGGGAAUUUGGGCUUCUUGCUGUUAGUGGUUGUUUGGUAUCUGGCUGUUUUGUGUUCAUUGUUUUCUCCUAUGUGCAGAUCUUCAGGGCUGUGCUGAGGAUCCCCUCUGAGCAGGGACGGCACAAAGCCUUUUCCACCUGCCUCCCUCACCUGGCUGUGAUCUCCCUAUUCAUCAGCACUGGCACAUUUGCUCACCUGAAGCCCCCCUCCAUGUCCUCCCCAUCCCUGGAUCUGGCCCUGUCAGUUCUGUACUCGGUGGUGCCUCCAGUCCUGAACCCCCUCAUCUACAGCCUGAGGAACCAGGAGCUCAAGGCUGCAGUGUGGAGACUGAUGACAGGAUGCUUUCAGAAACAUUAA